AUGGCAAAGAACCACCGUUCUCGCAUCUUGGAGAUUGAUCUAAACCAGCCAGCGGCCUUUGAUGAAGAGGAGAAUGCCGGCGUAAACAUAGCGGUGGCGGAAGUGGUGGCUUCGGUUGUCAACUCUAGCCAAGUCAGCAUGCCAGCGGCCUUUGAUGAAGAGGAGAACGCCGGCAUAAACAUAGCGGCGACGGAGGUGGUGGCUUCGGUUGUCAACUCCGGCCAAGUCAGCAUGGUUAGAGAUGAAAUCCAUUCCAAUCAUCAACAUCAUGGUGGGAUUUCAGAAAAUCCUCCAAGGAUGAGGAGGACACCCCGAAAAGAUGUUCGGGCCGAUGAAUGUUCCAAACCCAACCACGGUGACCAGAAGGAAUCAACUUAUGGGGAGGAAAAUCCUGACAAGGAAGCUAGGCCCUCCGUAGGAAAUGGGCUGCCGCCGCUGGCUAUUGUGGAUGAAAUCACCAGAGCAGGAAUUGGAAAUGCACCAGGUAAGGUGAAAGGCUCAGAAAUGGCCGCACCACCAGUAGAGGUGUUGGCGGCGGCGGAUGAAUCAGCCGUGGUGGCGGCAGGGGGAUCGGCGCUGCCAGGUGUUGAGCUUACGAGAAGCGUGAGGCUGACAGAACUAGAGAAUGGAGAUCGAUCUCAACCACCCAUGCCACCAGUCGAUGAUGAAGAUGAGGGUUCUUCUCCUGCUGCUGCGGCGGCGGGGGCGGUGGCCACCCCCGCAGUUCUAGUCUCAGGCCACAUCGACCUGGUCUGGGAAAAUCCACCGAGGAAACGAAGGACCCCGAGAGAAGACGUUUGGGCCGUAGAAUCUUCCAAGGCCAAUCAUGGCAGCAACAGCGGCGCAGAGGGAGGAGGAGGAAAAAUGGCCCAUUCAGUUGCGCUGGAUCGGAAGGAAUCGACUGGUACGGAGGAGAAUUCUCCUAAUUCUCCUAGAGCCACUGUGUUCAGUAUCUCAAACCCAACCAUUCCAAUAUUUACCGGAGCUUCGUCCACCACGUGGGCCUAG
This is a messenger RNA of Oldenlandia corymbosa var. corymbosa, 1008 nucleotides long. The record is from the annotation of a GenBank genome assembly. NCBI's taxonomy places the organism in Eukaryota, Viridiplantae, Streptophyta, Magnoliopsida, Gentianales, Rubiaceae.